Scylla paramamosain (green mud crab) is the source of this 1768-nucleotide messenger RNA. RefSeq names its product mitotic spindle assembly checkpoint protein MAD2A-like (gene mad2). The record is from RefSeq and is a predicted model, not a curated record. The coding region runs from base 72 to 698 and encodes 208 amino acids. Gene Ontology annotation, biological process: mitotic spindle assembly checkpoint signaling. NCBI's taxonomy places the organism in Eukaryota, Metazoa, Arthropoda, Malacostraca, Decapoda, Portunidae. Gene Ontology annotation, cellular component: nucleoplasm; cytoplasm; kinetochore. The transcript has 5 exons.
CUAAACGAACGAAACAAAAAGUAAAGUAGCCCCGUUGGAAACAGAGAGAGAGGCUUUCAUAGAACCGAACCAUGGCGGGCACAGCACAAGAGGUCACCAACGCAAUUACCCUCAAGGGCUCGGCACAGCUGGUGUCCGAGUUCUUCUACUUCGGCAUCAACAGCAUCUUGUACCAGCGAGGCAUCUACCCACCAGACUCCUUCACUUUCAAGCAGCAAUAUGGCCUCACCCUCUACACCACCACCGACGCCGCUGUCAAGGAGUACCUCGAUAACAUCCUGGCCCAGAUCAAGGAGUGGCUGGAGGCUGGCGAGGUGCAGAGGCUGGUGCUGGUGGUGGCUAACGUGGACACCAAGGAAGUACUGGAGCGUUGGGACUUCAUGGUGCAGCAGGAGGCCGGCUUCACUGCGGAGGAGGCUAAGGACGGCAAGGCAAGGACCAAGGACCUCAAGCUGAUUCAGAAGGAGAUGCGAGAUGUCAUUCGGCAGAUCACAGCCUGCGUCACUUUCCUUCCCCUGCUGGACUGUGUGUGCUCGUUUGACCUCCAGGUGUACACCCACAAGGACACCAAGGCCUCGGAGAAGUGGAUCGAGUCCCCACCCUGCUUCAUUGCUAAUUCUCAGGAAGUGCGGCUUAAGUCCUUUUCCACCUCCAUCCAACGAGUGGACACCUGCGUCAGCUACAAGAUGGAUGACUGAUGGGGUGGUGGUGGUGGUGGUGAACAGUGCCUUAAGGGAUGGUGAUGUGUUGAGUGAAGAUGUGGUGGUGAUGGGUGGAUGAUGGCCAGAUUUGAUGGUGGUGAUGGUGGGUGAAUGAAGGCAAGAUGUGGUGAUGGUGGUGAUUGAAGGCUAGAUGUGAUGGUGGUGGUGAGUGGCUGAAGGCAAGACAUGGUGAGGGUGAUGGUGGUGGUGAGUGAAGGCAAGAUAUGAUGUACUCUGCUUGAUCCUGUUUUUUUCUCAGUUACCAUCAAGUAUUAUCUAAUUGUAUCUGUUCCAACUUAUAUUACCCCCUUCUUGAUUGCUGUUUGACCUGUUUAACUUGUUUGACUUCCAUCUUGUGUUACCGAAGAGCAAUCAUCUUCCUCUUCUUCUUCCUGUCUUUCCCCGUUAACAGGAAGCAUUGAUCAUUGCCUCCUUGUCCCCUUCUUCCUUCUUUUCAUAAUUCAGUGUUCUAAGGUGCUGGCAGGUCACAUACUCAUUCAUGUUUCCUUAUGUUCCUCUUCACUAACAUUUUUCACAAUACUCUGCUCCAGUAUGUUUUUUUUUUUAUUUAAGGAAUGUGUUCUAUUCAUGUCUUCAGAAGAGUGAGCAAGAGGAGGCUGUGUAAUGUAAGGUAAUCGCUUCCUUUGCUUGUUGUUCUUGCUGUUCUGUAUCUUGAGUCUUCAGUGAUUGCUUGUAGGAAAGGUGACGAUUCCCACGACCUGUGCUGCUCUUGUGUCUGUCAGCCAGUCGCUUCCUCCUGCUGCCAAGUCGUGAUAUUACACAUUUGUUGCAGUGCGAGGUGUAUGUAUCCUAAAAUCACCUUCUCUGCCACAUUCCUGAGUUCAAAGUCCCACAUGGGGCAGCCCAGACAAGGCACCACAUUCCAAAGUUAGCGGUGGAUGAAUCUUUGCUGUGGCUUGUGAAGAGGUGGCCACGUGACACAAGAGUAAUGUAAGGGAGCUGAUCUUUCUGCUGUUCUGUUAGACUAAGCAUGUAUAUGAUAACUGCUCUUCCAUUCUGCUGUUUUUUUUUUUUUACUUGAUAUAAUAAAUAGAUUUUUUAACAAA